Molecule: messenger RNA, 2269 nt
Organism: Folsomia candida
Lineage: Eukaryota; Metazoa; Arthropoda; Collembola; Entomobryomorpha; Isotomidae
Gene: Mccc2
Product: methylcrotonoyl-CoA carboxylase beta chain, mitochondrial
Exons: 16
Coding region: 135-1850 (571 amino acids)
Biological process (GO): L-leucine catabolic process
Cellular component (GO): methylcrotonoyl-CoA carboxylase complex; mitochondrion
Molecular function (GO): methylcrotonoyl-CoA carboxylase activity
Source: RefSeq, a predicted model, not a curated record
AUUACCCGAGCUGCUCAAUCCUUUUAGCUCAAUUUUGUGCAACACCGGGUCCGAUAAUCUUUUUUCUCUGUUGUAGAUAAUAAAUUUGAAGCUGCAAGAUUGAUUAAUUUCUCCCAUUAUAAUUUUUAACCAGUAUGAGGGGCAGCUUAAAAGUUAGUAAGCAGGUGUGGAGAUCACUGUUGGGGAAGAAGCAGUUAUAUUUUCAUCAAAGAUGUGGAUUCCACUUGGACGCAUUACCAAAAAUUGGGACAGAACAGGACACCAAAAGUCCAGAGUUCCAGGAGAAUUACGAGUCCAUGAAAAAGGUUGUCGUCGACUUGUGUUCGAAAGUGUCGACAAUUAUCGAAGGAGGUGGAAUUAAAGCAAUCCAACGCCACACAUCGAAAGGCAAACUUCUUCCCAGAGAAAGAAUCCAGUGUUUACUCGAUAAUGAUUCCGCAUUCUUGGAAAUGUCACAAUUUGCUGGGUAUCAGCUAUACGGGGAUGAGGAUGUUCCUGCGGGUGGGAUCAUUUCCGGAAUUGGGAAAGUUAACGGAGUGGAAUGCAUGAUAAUUGCGAACGACGCCACAGUCAAAGGGGGGUCGUAUUAUCCAAUCACAGUCAAGAAACAUCUUCGUAGUCAAGAAAUUGCGAUGGAGAACCGUCUUCCAUGCAUCUAUUUGGUGGAUUCUGGUGGGGCCAAUUUGCCACGACAAGCAGAAGUUUUCCCAGAUCGUGAACAUUUCGGCAAGAUCUUCUACAAUCAGGCUAGAAUGAGUUCUAUGGGAAUUAGUCAGGUUGCAGUGGUACUUGGUAGUUGUACGGCUGGAGGUGCGUACGUCCCUUCGAUGGCGGACGAGAGUAUCAUAGUAAAAAAUCAGGGAACCAUUUUCCUCGCAGGACCUCCCCUUGUCAAAGCUGCUACAGGAGAAGAUGUAUCUGCCGAGGAUUUAGGAGGUGCUGAUCUUCAUUGUGGAAAAUCUGGUGUAACAGAUCACUACGCUUUAAACGAUAAAGAUGCUCUUCAAAUAGCUCGGAAUGUUGUGGGAAACCUAAAUUUCAAGCACCCUCCAAAACAAUUUGCUCCUCUUCAUACUGUCAAAGAACCAUUAUACGACCCUGAAGAGAUGUACGGAAUUGUGGGAACAAAUUUAAUGAAAACUUUCGAUGUUCGCGAGGUCAUUGCAAGAAUUGUCGAUGGAUCAGAAUUUUAUGAAUUUAAAGAAAAGUACGGAGAAACACUGGUCACCGGAUUUGCUCGUCUUUAUGGUCAUCCUGUAGGCAUAAUUGGAAAUAAUGGGGUUUUGUUUUCAGAAUCUGCGCUGAAGGGAACACAUUUUAUUCAACUCUGCUGCCAACGAAAGAUUCCUUUAAUUUUUCUCCAAAAUAUCACCGGAUUCAUGGUCGGUCGUGAUGCAGAAAGGGGUGGAAUUGCUAAAAAUGGUGCAAAAAUGGUCACUGCGGUAUCCUGCGCAAAGGUGCCCAAACUCACUCUAAUCAUCGGAGGGUCGUACGGUGCUGGCAAUUAUGGAAUGUGUGGUAGAGCGUACAGUCCCCGAUUCUUAUAUAUGUGGCCAAACGCUCGAAUUUCUGUGAUGGGUGGUGAACAAGCUGCUGGCGUGUUGGCGCAAAUUACUAGAGAUCAGAGGAUUCGGGAAGGAAAAACUUUUACUGCUGAGGAGGAGAAAGCUUUAAAACAGCCAAUUAUUCAGAGAUUUGAAGCAGAAGGGCAUCCUUACUUCUCUAGCGCUCGAUUAUGGGACGACGGAAUUAUCGAUCCUAAGGAUACUAGAAAGGUUUUAGGUCUCUCUCUCAGCGCUGCCCUCAACGCUCCAAUUCCGGACACCACAUUCGGCGUGUUUAGAAUGUAAUAAAAAUACUAUGGAAUUGUGCUAGACAUACAUAUUGCAAAAGUGACUGCCAUUUACAUUGUUAACAAACCAAACAAUAUUUCACUACAGUCUUGCCUAUGCGAUAAUGCCAUAAUGAAUAUGUUUAGUAGAUUCUUAAGACUUAUUUCUGACAUGACAGAACAAAAUGUAACUAAAAUUAGCUGUGCAUACCAAUUAUUCAACAUUGACUGUAAUUACUUAGGAUCGUUAGAACUGUGUGAAGCAAAGAUAUUCUUGUACUGUCCAGUGUCCUGUGUGUAGCCUUUUACUAAUAAUAAGUCAGCCUAAAAGAUAAUCGUGAAUCGUGACAAUAUUUGUAGAACGACUUAAAAAGAUCUUUAUUUUCAAACUUAAUAAAAUGUUUAUUUCGAUUAAAUUGAUAUCGAAAUCGUCACAAA